Messenger RNA from Chelmon rostratus (copperband butterflyfish), 1699 nucleotides. It is a transcript of the gene epm2a, whose product is annotated as EPM2A glucan phosphatase, laforin. Gene Ontology annotation, biological process: protein dephosphorylation. The record is from RefSeq and is a predicted model, not a curated record. Gene Ontology annotation, molecular function: protein tyrosine/serine/threonine phosphatase activity; protein tyrosine phosphatase activity; starch binding. NCBI's taxonomy places the organism in Eukaryota, Metazoa, Chordata, Actinopteri, Chaetodontiformes, Chaetodontidae. Bases 89 to 1039 code for a protein of 316 amino acids. Gene Ontology annotation, cellular component: cytoplasm; nucleus. The transcript is spliced from 4 exons.
ACAUGGCCUUAAAAUAAGAGUUAUAAUAUAGGUUGUAAUAACCCAAACCCGCCAUACUGAACGGACUGAGGACGUGAGAGCUGCGAUCAUGUUAUUCCGGUUCGGCGUCAUACUAACUCCGGAGUCUGCGGACGUGGAGGUCUUUGUUUUGGGUUCGCGUGCAGAAAUGGGCCGCUGGGACCCGAGCGGAGCGGUCCAGAUGAAAGCCUCACAGAAGCUGCUGUCACCGCAUGAACCGUGUCUGUGGAGCGGCGACGUGCAGCUGGCAGAGCCGGUCAAAGACACGCUGUGGUUCAAGUUCGUCAAAAGAGUCAGAGGCGCUUAUAUCUGGGAAGGAAGUGGUCCGAGCCAUGACAGAUGCUGUUCAUAUAAUGACAGGAACAUCGUGGAUGGGGUGUACUGCCACCCGAUUGGUCACUGGAUCGAGGAAACAGGGCACACAGAUGAGAUGACGCACACCACCAACUUUUACUUCAGUGUGGCUGAUCAGAAGGCCAUACAUUUCUCCAGGGUGCUGCCACGUGUUUGGCUGGGCAGUUGCCCUCGACAGGUGGAACAUGUGACUAUAAAGAUGAAGCAUGAAUUGGGAAUUACUGCAGUGAUGAACUUCCAGACAGAGUGGGAUGUGGUAAACAACUCCAAUGGCUGCAGGCGCAACGCUGGGGAAGCCAUGACCCCAGAGACCAUGAUGCACUUGUACAAUGACUGUGGCCUGGUGUAUGUGUGGAUGCCCACACCUGACAUGAGCACUGAGGGCCGGAUCAGGAUGCUUCCCCAGGCUGUAUUCUUGCUUCACGGUCUCUUGGAGAACGGCCACACUGUCUAUGUUCACUGUAACGCUGGAGUGGGCAGGUCGACGGCAGCGGUGUGUGGCCUGCUCAUGUACGUCCUCGGCUGGAGCCUGAGGAAGGUGCAGUACUUUGUUACAGCCAGGAGGCCGGCGGUGUACAUAGACGAGGAGGCUUUAGUCCAGGCUCAGGCAGACUUCAUCCAGAAGUUUGGACAUCUGCAAUCGUCCAUCUCUUACCCAGAGAGUUGAGUGUCCUUAUUAUGAGUUCUUCAAAUUUGAAGCAGAAUUUAAAGUUGUGGAAAGCUCAACUGGACUGGAGUUUUGGUAACAAAAAUGAUUCCUGAUGUUGUGUGAAAAAACACUCUAUAGUCAGCAUAAAAAGGUGUCGGAAGGCGAAAUGAUCUACAAUAUAUAGCAGCAAAAAAAUUAACUUCUUUCCAUCUAAUGUCCAGAAAUGACCCACUAUGCUGAAUGGCUUUCAAAAUCUGGUUAACCUCCAAGUAUAUGGAGAGAUGUUGCAAGCAAUUAAUCCUACUGUGAUGUGUUGCAACUUCAGGAAUUAAUCAUUUAGCAUGUACAGAUGCAAAACGUGCACCUGAAGUCAGCUAAGGAGACUAUUUGUAGUUUCUAGUAAACAUCCGCAGGUGUGUUUGGAAAGACCUUUUCUUUCAGCCUUUUUUGUAAUAAUCAGUGAAUAGAGUUGACAUUUCGAGAAGGCAACUUUUUGUUGAUGUGCUGAACCGCAAUGAAUGAGAGGAACACACAGCAAAGCAAAUGCAUAUCACCAUACUAAAAAGUGGGUUUAUCAAGGCCAGAGAGAUAGUCUAUUAUAUUAUGCAGGGUGAGAUUUCUCAUUUCAAGGUGAGGGGAAAGCAGGUCAUGAACAAUGUUUCCGCUCCUCCAACAUAC